GGCGGGACGUGGUCGGUGAUCCUGGGCUGUGAUUGGCGUCCCGCUUGGCCUCCGCCCUACGGCCCGGCGAGCCCCAGAGGCGGUGGCUCUCGGGGCGUGGCGCGACGCCCGCUGGCCGCCUCCCCAUUGGCUGAGGGCCGGGCCCCGCCCCUGCCCCUCAGGGGCCCGAGCCCGGUCACUUCCUGCCGCGGAGCCAUGGCGGCACCGGCGGCCGGAGCGAGCGCGGCGAGCGCUGGUGCCGGAGCUGCAGAGGACGCGGCUCAAGCCGCACGGACCCGCAGGCGGUCCGGCCGAUGGCCCGUGGGUGCGGCCGCGCGGAGCGGGGCAAGCUUGAGUGGCCCCGGGCGGGUGCCUGGCGGGGACGAGCGGGCCCCGAGGGCGCCGAGCCGGGCGGCGACUCCGCGGAGCGAAGAUGGGAGGACUCGUGUCGCCGGCGCCGCUGGUGAGCGCCCUGGGGACAUUUUCAGAAGGUCAGCGGCGGGAGCUGAGGGGGCCGGAGAAGUUCCUGGUGCGCCGGCGGGACACCCGCCUGUUAGUACCGCGCGCGGCGGCGGCUCUGUUGGCACCGGACUUCGCGGGGGGUCUAAGAGACACGUGCGCUGCGCAGAAAUCCUGAAGGAACUGGAUGAGUAUUAUGAGAAAUUCAAACGCGAGACAGACGGCGUCCAGAAAAGGAGAGUGCUGCAUUGCAUUCAGAGAGCCCUGAUUCGGAGCCAGGAGCUGGGCGACGAGAAGAUCCAGAUCGUGAGUCAGAUGGUGGAGCUGGUGGAGAACCGGACCAGGCAGGUGGACAGUCAUGUGGAGCUCUUUGAGGCUCAUCAGGAGGUCAAUGACACCACCGGCCACGGCGGCAAAGCCGGCCAGGAUAAGUCCAAGAGUGAGACAAUCACGCAGGCGGAGAAGACCAAUAAUAAGCGGUCUCGGCGACAGCGCAACAACGAGAACCGAGAGAAUGCGGCCAAUAAUCACGACCACGAUGACAUCACCUCCGGGACACCUAAGGAGAAGAAAGCAAAAGCCUCCAAGAAGAAGAAACGCUCCAAGGCCAAAGCCGAGCGGGAAGCGUCCCCUGCGGACCUUCCCAUUGACCCGAACGAGCCGACGUACUGUCUGUGCAAUCAGGUCUCCUAUGGAGAAAUGAUCGGCUGUGACAAUGACGAGUGCCCCAUCGAAUGGUUCCAUUUCUCCUGCGUGGGGCUGAAUCACAAACCCAAGGGCAAGUGGUACUGUCCCAAGUGUCGAGGAGAGAACGAGAAGACCAUGGACAAGGCCCUGGAGAAAUCCAAAAAGGAGCGGGCGCACAGCAGGUAGUAGGUGGAGCCCGCGCAGCGGCGAGGACAGCGGCCGGCCGGUGUAUUUACUAUGUCGCCACCUGUGCUGAGGCGCAAGGACUGUACAUUGUAUAUUUUUCAAGAAUGUUAGAAAAGGAGCCAUUCCUUUUGCAGGGAUGGCGGUGAUUCUCUGCCUUUUGUUUUCAUUGGUACACACGUGUAACAAGAAAGUGGUCUGUGGAUCAACAUUUUAGAAACUACAAAUAUAGGUUUGAAUUAAACACUCAA
Messenger RNA from Lutra lutra (Eurasian river otter), 1559 nucleotides. RefSeq names its product inhibitor of growth family member 1 (gene ING1). NCBI's taxonomy places the organism in Eukaryota, Metazoa, Chordata, Mammalia, Carnivora, Mustelidae. The coding region runs from base 196 to 1311 and encodes 371 amino acids. Gene Ontology annotation, cellular component: nucleus. Gene Ontology annotation, biological process: positive regulation of DNA-templated transcription. The transcript is spliced from 3 exons. The record is from RefSeq and is a predicted model, not a curated record.